AUGGCGACGGGUAGUGGAUCGCUACCGAUAUUCCAGCGGUACACUGCUAAUGGUGUCCCCAUUCCAAUUGCACGACAGACUUUACGACUUCGGGAAAAGUAUGUUAUUUUACUCAUAUUUGUAACUUUCGGAACAUUUUGUUUUGGUGCUGUUCUGUUUAUUCCAGAGAAAGUCGGACUAGAAACCAUCGAUUUAAAUAUUGGUGGUGAAGUGGGUGAAGUGUUGUUCCCCCAUCCUCAGAUCUCAAUAAAACCCGGCGAAGGAUUUAUUGACAAACAUGACGACGAGGAACAUCGAAUACAAGAUGAACAAAUUCUAAAAGAUAAAAUUGUGUUUCAAAUGAGGCAGGAUAAAGCAUUAGAGGAAGCACAGGCGGCGCUUCAAGGCAAUCCUAAGGAGGUCCUUGAUGCCAUCCAGAAAGAAAAAGAAGAAAUUUUACACAACCAAAAACAAGAGGAACUGAAAAAAGUUGAAGAAGACAUACGAUUGAAAUUAUCAAAUGUUGAAAUCGUUGAUACAGGUGUUGUGGGCGUGAAAGGCAGGGAACCGACAGAUGCCGAUGUGAAAGAAAAACGUGACAAAGUCCGUGAGAUGAUGAAACAUGCGUGGACUGGUUAUCACAAAUACGCUUGGGGUGAGAACGAACUUAAACCAAACUCUAAAGUUGGUCAUUCAGCGAGUAUAUUUGGACGAUCACGCAUGGGAGCAACGAUAGUAGAUGCUACUGAUACAUUGUAUCUUAUGGGAUUAAUGGAGGAAUACCGACAAGCCAGAGACUGGAUUGCCACUGAUUUCAAUUUUGCAACACAAGCAUCAGAUGCAUCAGUGUUUGAAGUGAAUAUACGAUUUGUAGGUGGCUUGCUGUCUGCUUAUGCCAUCUCAGGUGAUUCGAUUUUCAAAAUGAAAGCAGUUGAAGUUGCUGAUAAACUGUUACCAGCUUUUAAUACUCCCACUGGUAUUCCCAUGGCCAUGGUCAACGUGAAAACUGGUGGAUCACAUAAUUGGGGUUGGGCAUCUGGAGGCAGUUCUAUUUUAGCAGAGUUUGGUUCCAUGCAUGUGGAGUUUGUGUAUCUAUCAGAAAUCACCGGCAAUCCCAUCUACAGGGAAAAGGUUCAAAAAGUGCGAGAUUUUCUGGAUGACAUCGAUAAGCCAAGCGGAUUAUACUACAACUAUCUAAAUCCUAAAACUGGUAAAUGGGGAAAUCAACAUGCCUGUAUUGGUGCAUUAGGGGAUAGUUUCUAUGAAUAUUUGUUAAAAUCCUGGAUCCAGUCUGGUGGUGAAGAUAAACAGGCAAAGAGAAUGUAUUAUGAUGCUGUUGAUGCAAUUGAGCAAAAAAUGAAACAAACAACUGCUGGUGGUUUGACGUUUAUUGGUGAAUAUAGAUCUGGCCGAAUUGACAGAAAAAUGGACCAUUUAGCAUGUUUUAGUGGUGGAAUGUUUGCACUUGGUGCCAAAGGAUCAGAUAAAGAAGAACAUUAUUUAGAUUUAGGUGCCAAGUUAACAGAAACUUGCCAUAAAGCAUAUGAUAACACUGCAACAAAACUUGGUCCUGAAGGCUUCCGUUUUGAUGGACAAGCAGAAGCAGUGGCCAUGAGAGCUAAUGAAAAAUAUUAUAUAUUAAGACCUGAAACAUUUGAAUCAUAUUUUGUGCUCUGGAGGCUAACAAAAGAUCAGAAAUAUAGAGAUUGGGGUUGGGAAGCAAUACAGGCUUUAGAAAAAUACUGCAGAGUAGAGAAUGGUUAUUCUGGAAUUCGUGAUGUGACGAAUCCUCGGCCAGCGCAUGAUGAUGUUCAACAAAGUUUUUUCUUAGCUGAGACUUUGAAAUAUUUAUAUUUAUUAUUUUCAGAAGAUGAUCUAAUACCGCUAGAUCAUUGGAUAUUCAACACUGAAGCGCAUCCUCUGCCUGUCGUUAGUAAAAAUUAAAUAAAGAUUAAUUAUAAAAACAGAAUUUAAAAUUUAAAAAAUGAUUCUUGUACAUAACAAAAUCAGUCCUUUUUCACUUCGGUUGAAUUGUAUUUAUACAGUGCUACAAAAUGUCUGAAAUGUUUGUGUUCUGGGUUGCUCUGUUCUGAUCCAUACAGGAGCUGGAUCACUUUCUGCUAGACCAUACU
Saccoglossus kowalevskii is the source of this 2111-nucleotide messenger RNA. Its product is annotated as mannosyl-oligosaccharide 1,2-alpha-mannosidase IA-like. The record is from RefSeq and is a predicted model, not a curated record. Gene Ontology annotation, molecular function: calcium ion binding; mannosyl-oligosaccharide 1,2-alpha-mannosidase activity. Gene Ontology annotation, biological process: mannose trimming involved in glycoprotein ERAD pathway; carbohydrate metabolic process. Gene Ontology annotation, cellular component: endoplasmic reticulum; Golgi membrane. Lineage: Eukaryota; Metazoa; Hemichordata; Enteropneusta; Harrimaniidae.